Molecule: messenger RNA, 2764 nt
Organism: Anas platyrhynchos (mallard)
Lineage: Eukaryota; Metazoa; Chordata; Aves; Anseriformes; Anatidae
Gene: TXLNB
Product: taxilin beta
Molecular function (GO): syntaxin binding
Source: RefSeq, a predicted model, not a curated record
UCGCCUAUCAGAGCCAGUCCCCUGCAGAGCGUGCAUUCAGUCUCUGCAGCGGUUGCUCCUGCUGUGUCAUUCUGUCCUUCCCUCCUCGCUUGGUCUUCCUGUCCCUCUUCUCUUGGUGGUAGGAUUAUAGGACCAGUGUCCUGUGGCUGUUGUGCCCUUGUCUGAGCUUUCUGCCUGACUUUUUUCUCCAUUCAGCUCUUCUCUUUGCUCUGGUAUUGCACCAAGCAUGGAGAAUGACCAGUCCACCAAGCAGCAGCCACAAGCUCCCACUUCACCCAGACUAGAUGUCCAGGGGCAAAGCAAGGAGAAACCUGUCCCCAGCUUGCAGCCCCAGGCUCCCAUGGACCAGCCAAACACCUGUCCUGAGGUGGCCGUGUGUGAUAUCUCAGAGGAGUUGAGCCGGCAGCUGGAGGACAUCAUUAAUACCUAUGGAUCUGCAGCAAGUCUGAUGGAGAAGGAAAGCACUGCAACAGGAACUGACAAGCCUGAGAAGGGAGAAUCAGGCAGCCUGGAGGAUGCCGAGUAUGAGGAUGCAAAUGAGGAAAGUGAGAAAGAAAAGCCAGCUCCUGGAGAUGCUUCUAGAGCAAAGGAGCCCAGUACUAGCAAGGAGCAAAAACUGGAGAAGAAAAUCCUGAAAGGUCUAGGGAAGGAAGCUACCCUGCUGAUGCAAAGCUUGAACAAGCUGAGUACCCCAGAGGAGAAGCUGGACCUGUUGUUUAAGAAGUAUGCUGAGCUGCUUGAAGAACAUCGCGCUGAGCAGAAGCAGCUCAAGUACCUGCAGAAGAGGCAGGCCCAGAUCACCAAGGAGAAGGACCAGCUGCAGAGUGAGCACAGCCGAGCCAUCCUUGCCCGCAGCAAACUCGAGAGCCUGUGCCGGGAGCUCCAGAGGCACAACAAAAACCUCAAGGAGGAAACGAUUCAGAGGGCACGGGAGGAAGAUGAGAAGAGGAAAGAAAUUACUAAUCAUUUCCAGGGCACGCUGAGUGAAAUCCAGGCUCAGAUCGAGCAGCAAAGCGAGAGGAACAUGAAGCUCUGCCAGGAGAACACAGAGCUGGCAGAGAAGCUGAAAAGCAUCAUUGACCAGUAUGAGCUGCGGGAAGAGCACCUUGAUAAAAUAUUCAAGCACAGGGAACUUCAACAGAAAUUGGUGGAUGCCAAGUUGGAACAGUCUCAGGAAAUGAUGAAGGAAGCAGAGGAGCGACACCAGAAAGAAAAGGAAUAUCUCCUGAACCAAGCUGCAGAAUGGAAGCUCCAGGCCAAAAUGUUAAAGGAACAAGAGACUGUCCUGCAGGCACAGAUCACUCUCUACUCUGAAAGGUUUGAAGAAUUUCAGAAAACAUUGACCAAAAGCAACGAAGUGUUUGCCACUUUCAAACAGGAGAUGGAGAAAAUGACAAAGAAAAUGAAGAAAUUGGAAAAGGAUACUGCUACAUGGAAAUCCAGGUUUGAGAACUGUAACAGAGCAUUACUGGACAUGAUUGAAGAGAAAGCCAUGAGGACCAAGGAAUAUGAGUGCUUUGUGCUGAAAAUCCAGAGACUAGAGAACCUUUGCCGAGCUCUGCAGGAAGAAAGGAAUGAGUUGUACAAAAAAAUAAAACAAGCACAGUUCCCUGAAGAGGUGAAUGGAAAUGACAUCUUAGAAGAAGAAGAAGAUGAUGCUGAUACAAAUCCUUCCUCCUCUGAGCAGGCAAGCAUUGAGUUGCGUGCCACUGAUGAUAGCAUGCUAAAGGAGCUGGCUGAGGCUUUCAGGGUGUCCCACAAGGUGGAUGAGCCCCUCCCAAGCAACAGCAGCAACCCAGAGCCCCAUGAUGCUCAAACAUGUAAUGACAUCUCAGAGCCAGAGCUCCCCUCUCAUCUCACUCCAUGGUCAGAGGCUGGGAAUCUCCAUGAGCAGCCCAGCACAAGCACAUCAACACCUCCUGAGCAUGUGCCAGCACCCACUGAAAAUACAACACCCACCAAGAAUGUGCCAAAGCCCACCAAAAACAUGCCCACACUCCCAGAAAGGGUGCCAGCACCCACAGAAAGUGUGCCAAUACCUCCCGAAACCAUGCCAGUUCCCACUGGGAAUGAGGCAAAACCCAUUGAAAACAUGCCAGCCACCCCUGAAAGCAUGCCAACACCCACUCAAAACAUACCUGCUCCCCUUGGGAAUAUGCCAGCAACCACAACAAGUCCACCAAAAGCUGCAGAACGUAUGGAAGACCUAGCAGAGCAGUCUGCCCAAGGUCAGCCUGCAGAGCAAACAGGGGAUACAGACAUGGAAGCGGUAGAUUGAAGACACUGAUGUGUUCAGGCCUGCCUUUCACAAACCACAGCUCUACUUUGUUCCCCAAGAUUGGUAUCUUUUUUUCUUUUUAAAGAAACAAAAAGUAGAUGCUAAAGCACACUCAUACAUACCUGUGAGCAAACGUAAAGUGCUUCUCUUUGCUACCACUAUCCUUUAAUAUUGAGUCUGCAUAUUUUGCUGUCCUUCAUCUGCUUGAAGCAUAAUAUUUUCUUAAUGACAGGAAAAUACAACAAAAUUACAGUAUCUUUUUUCUCAGGCAUAAUGAGUCAUCUCAUUCAGCAAAAUAAUUUUGAAUUGUUGAAGUUUCAUGUUUGAAAAGUCAUUGCAAUUCUCAUACAUAUAUUUAACGUCUCAGAAUUAAUUGUAUCUGUUCGGUUUGAUGUUGCAUAAAAGAUGCCCUACUUGGAAAUGUAGAGAUCUCAAUAAAUGAGGGGAAAGAAAUCUGUGAUUGUAAAGUAAAAUAGUGAAACCAUC